AUGUCGGUCGAGGAUUACGACACUGAGCUUUCCGACUACUCGUCCUUCGCGAGUGAUGAUCUAUACUCGCCGAGGGCCAACCGACAUGAUGACGCGGCGAGCAUUGACCAUGACAAGUCAGCCCAGGUUGAGGGCAUGAAAGCGGCUUUCAUGGAUGUGACUGAAAGAGAGCGCUCUUAUGGUGAUCCAGUCAUCACGCCCACAAGUCUUGUCGCCAAAGGCCGUGAUCGAGACAAACCCUUCACAAAGUAUGCGCUCUUGCUACGGCGCAGGAUCAACAUCGACGGCAAAUGGGUUGGGACUCAGCUCGAGAUCCGAUCGCCGGUCAUCCAAGCUGCAUUGCAAAAGCUGCUUGCGAGCUGCUCGUAUCUGAACCUCAUGACCACGCCUAUCGUCAUCAAAGCGCCAUACGCGGUUCUGUUCCAGUUCCGACAUGAGAUUCGGGAGUAUACCAGCUCUAGCGAGAGAACCCAGGAGGAAAAGGCGCACAUGCGUGAGCUAGUCCAGUUCAUGAAUGUGAAUCUGGAAAAGCUGGAGAAAGAGUACAAUCAGUAUGCGCCGACGGGUCUAACCACUUGCGACUUGCUCUGGACGCUGUUCCGGCCGGAGACACUUGUCAUAUAUCGGACGGACCACUUUCAAGAAUGCUACAGAGUCAGCGAUUGCAGCGCUAUUGUCAUCAACGGAAGCACGUUCUUCUCGAUCACUGCGUGGUCAUGGGACUAUAACGGCAUUUCCUUCGGGCCAAGUAGGACAACAUUGCACAUCCCCGAGUUUCAGGGCGCUCGGAAGGUCACUGAGCUCAACAUCUACCCAUUCGAUGCUCUGUCUCCUGCUGAGCAGAAGGAGCUAGAAAGCAAACUGAUCGCUCGAGGCAAAGUCUGGCGCAAGUCCGUUGACCUUUGCCAUCGGGAGUAUUCAGGACCGGCCUGGGUAGAGAAGGACCCCUCUGGCUACCGUAGGGCGGAUAACAUCCGUGAUCUUAUUCCUGUCCAUGUGGAUGGGCGGAUCUUUCUCGACUACAAAUCCCACCAAGAGGAGAAUUACGCUCUAUCAACCAUCCUCUAUGGCCCAAGCGGCGCUAUCAGACCCACGGAUACAGCAAGCUCCUUCACAUAUCGUCGUACACCUCCACGCAGAGUCCGCUCGAGGUCAACCUCGCCUAUCAGGAGAGAUCCCGUAGACAUCAAGUUCCUCAACGACAUGAAGAGCCAUGAGAACAAUGAGGACUACGAGAUCACCGAUACCCAGGCACUUCUCGCGCCUGCUAGAAUCCGCGGCUUCACCCUGACCGAGAAACUUUGGGCGUUCUUCCUGGUCGACAACGUCUGCGAAGUGCAGUGGUCGGAGAACGCGUUUGAUGAUCUAGAGCUUGAAUACUCGGUCAAGAAGACCGUGCAAUCGCUAGUUAAGAACCAUUACCAAGGCAAGAGGGAGACCAACCUCAUCUCGAGGAAGGGCAAAGGUCUGGUCAUCCUAUUGUACGGCCCAACUGGCACUGGUAAGACGUUCACAGCGGGCCUGACAGCUGCUCUAGAAAGUGUUGCCGAGGCUGUCCAUCUACCCCUGUACUACGUGGGUGCCGGAGAGCUUGAUCGAGACUUGCAUCGGACGGAGCGCAAGCUGCAGCGCAUUCUCGACAUUGCCAAGCUUUGGAAGGCCAUGGUCCUCAUCGACGAGGCCGACGUCUUUCUGGCCAAGCGCACGCUCGACGAUGUCCAGCGCAACGGCCUCGUGUCCGUGUUCCUCCGUGUCCUAGAGUACCACGAAGGCGUUGUCUUCCUGACAACCAAUCGCAUCCGUGAUUUUGACUCAGCCUUCCUCUCCCGAGUGCACCUGCGUAUCCAGUACCCUCCGCUGAACCCCGUGAGCCGGGAGAAGAUCUGGCGCACAACGCUGAGGAACGUCAAGGAGGCGCAGGAAUGGCCCGAGGACAAGUACCAGUAUCUCGCAGAGACAUUCAUUCUGAAUGGAAGAGAGAUCGCCAAUUUGUCUCGCACUGCCCUUUCGAUCUCACAAACCGAUGAGUCGCCGUUGACGGCAGAGCUCCUAAGCUCAUUGUACGAGUUGAACAGAGCAGACGAGACCCUUCGAGACGGCGAGUCAGAUAGUGAAGGUGAAGGCUCUGGAAGGGAGCGGAAGGCAAGACUACGUCGUCGACGGCUGGCUGAGCAACAAGAGGCCUACUCACCGCCACCGCCACCAAUCUACCCUGUUUAA
Molecule: messenger RNA, 2220 nt
Organism: Thyridium curvatum
Lineage: Eukaryota; Fungi; Ascomycota; Sordariomycetes; Thyridiales; Thyridiaceae
Exons: 4
Coding region: 1-2220 (739 amino acids)
Biological process (GO): SRP-dependent cotranslational protein targeting to membrane
Molecular function (GO): GTP binding; ATP hydrolysis activity; ATP binding
Source: RefSeq, a predicted model, not a curated record